This is a messenger RNA of Euleptes europaea (tarantolino), 1191 nucleotides long. RefSeq names its product vomeronasal type-2 receptor 26-like. The coding region runs from base 1 to 1191 and encodes 396 amino acids. Gene Ontology annotation, cellular component: membrane. Gene Ontology annotation, molecular function: G protein-coupled receptor activity. The record is from RefSeq and is a predicted model, not a curated record. Lineage: Eukaryota; Metazoa; Chordata; Lepidosauria; Squamata; Sphaerodactylidae. The transcript is spliced from 3 exons. Gene Ontology annotation, biological process: G protein-coupled receptor signaling pathway.
AUGACGUAUCACAGCACCAUGGCUCUAGUCUUCAAAGCACAUGUAUCUGUCCCUAAUUACAAAUGUGGUGCCCAGAAAAACCUCAUAGCAGUCAUUGGUGGGUUUGAUGGAGACAACUCUUUCCGUGUGGCAGACAUCUUAAGUCUCUACAACAUUCCACAGGGUCUGCUACAUUCACGCUGCAACGAUCCCUGCCAACCUGGUUCUCACAAGAAGAAGAAGGAAGGAGAGAUCUUUUGUUGCUACAGUUGUGCUCCUUGUCCAGAAGGGGAAUUUUCAAGCCUGAAGGACAUGAUUGACUGUAUCCGAUGUCCGCAAGAUCAGUAUCCAAGCAAGGACCAAAAUCAGUGCUUUGACAAAAUUGUAACUUACCUAUCUCUUGAAGAACCUUUGGGGAUCACUUCGGCAUUUCUUGCUGUUUCAUUGUCCCUGACGACCGCUUUAACACUAGGAACUUUCAUUAAGCACAGUGAUACCCCCAUAGUCAAAGCCAACAACCGGGAUAUCACCUAUACUCUCCUCGUCUCCCUCCUACUCUGUUUCCUCUCUUCUUUGCUGUUUCUUGGAGAACCAAAGAAGGAGACCUGCUUCUUCCGCCAAGCUGCUUUCACUAUCAUCUUCACAGUGGCUGUUUCUUCUGUCUUGGCCAAAACCAUCACUGUGGUUGUAGCCUUCAUGGCCACCAAACCAGGGUCCAGCGUGAGAAAAUGGGUGGGGAAAAGACUGACCGGCUCCAUCCUUUUCUCUUGUUCCUUCAUUCAAGCAGGCAUCUGUAUGGCAUGGCUAGGAACCUCACCCCCUUUCCCGGAUAUUGACAGGCAGUCACUGACUACAGAGAUUGUGGCUGAAUGUAAUGAAGGGUCUGUGAUUAUGUUUUACAUCGCCCUUUGUUAUUUGGGACUUCUGUCUUUUAUCAGCUUGAUCGUGGCCUUCCUAGCCAGGAAACUGCCAGACAGUUUCAAUGAAGCCAAGUUCAUCACCUUCAGCAUGCUAAUCUUUUGCAGUGUUUGGUUGUCAUUCAUUCCAUCCUACCUGAGCACCAAAGGGAAAUACAUGGUAGCCGUGGAGAUCUUCUCUAUCUUGGCCUCCAGUGGUGGGUUACUAGCUUGUAUCUUUUCUCCCAAAUGCUAUAUUAUUCUUCUGAGACCUGAGCUGAACAAGAAAGAGCUGCUAAUUAAUAGAAGGAAUUAA